This is a messenger RNA of Oncorhynchus nerka (sockeye salmon), 3304 nucleotides long. RefSeq names its product sphingosine 1-phosphate receptor 4-like. Gene Ontology annotation, biological process: adenylate cyclase-activating G protein-coupled receptor signaling pathway; regulation of metabolic process. The record is from RefSeq and is a predicted model, not a curated record. Gene Ontology annotation, molecular function: sphingosine-1-phosphate receptor activity. The transcript has 2 exons. NCBI's taxonomy places the organism in Eukaryota, Metazoa, Chordata, Actinopteri, Salmoniformes, Salmonidae. The coding region runs from base 285 to 1481 and encodes 398 amino acids. Gene Ontology annotation, cellular component: cytoplasm; plasma membrane.
CCUUCCUCGUCUCUUCAAUAGAGUAGUGCAGAUGUGUUCUAUCAGCCCACACAGGGGAUGGCCUUCCACACAGCAUCACUACCAACAGUAUCUCUGCACAUGUGGGUUGUGAGACAGCAGAGCUCCAGUGGAGAGAGUGUGUUAGCCUGAGUGAGCCCUGAGCCUACUGCAGGAGUUCUACACGCAUCCAAGUCUUGCCUUAUCCAGCCCAAUCCAGCCAUUUUCUGACACGCCAAGCCCAGCCGAAACCAGCACAGCCCGAUCAAGCUCUUCACAACCCAGCCAUGUCCUCCCUGAGCUCCUCAACCUCCUGCCCCUACCUGUACCUCUGGAGUAGCAGCAUCACCAACAACAGCAGUAGAAGCAGUAUUAGCAACAAUGUGAUCCUGGAGCACUACAACCACACAGGGCGCCUGCAGCACCGCGGGCCCCGCCAAGGUGGCCUGAGCUUGGGCGCGUCCCUCUCCCUCUUCAUCAGCAUCCUCAUCAUCCUGGAGAACCUGCUGGUCCUGGUGGCCGUGCUCUCCAGGAUCCGCAACAGCCACCGCUGGGUCUACGUGUGCAUCGCCAACAUCACCCUCAGUGACUUGCUGGCUGGGGCGGCCUACGUGGUCAACAUCUGCAUGUCUGGCAGCCAUACAUUCAGACUGAGCCCAGCUCUGUGGCUGUUCAGGGAAGGGGUGAUGUUUGUGACCUUGGCUGCCUCGAUCUUCAGCCUGCUGCUGAUAGCAGUGGAGCGCUACACCGCUAUGAUGAAGCCGCUGCACCAGAAGUCAGCCAGGAAGACAUGUCGUAUCUACGGCCUGGUGGCGCUGUGCUGGAUCCUGGCCUUCGCCAUCGGCUUCCUCCCCCUGCUGGGAUGGAACUGCGUGUGCAGCCUGGAGAGCUGCUCCACCCUGCUGCCGCUCUACUCCAAGAGCUACAUCUUCUUCUCUCUGCUCAUCUUCUCCCUCAUCCUGCUGGCCAUCGGUGUGCUCUACGGCGCCAUCUACUGCCACGUGCGCAGCAGCGCCAAGGUGGGAUCCCAGCGCAGCCGCAAGCGAUCCCUGGGGCUCCUGAAGACGGUAAUCUCCAUCGUGGGUGUGUUCAUCAUGUGCUGGGGCCCUCUGUUCGCCCUGCUGCUGCUGGACUUUUUCUGUGUGUCGCGGCAGUGUGCGCCCCUCUUCAGUGCCGACUGGGUCAUUGCUCUGGCCGUGCUCAACUCUGCUCUGAACCCUGUCAUCUACGCCCUGGGUAGCACAGAGCUGAGGAAGGCCAUCGCAGGGCUGCUGUGCUGCUGCUGCCUCAGGGCAGGCCUCUGUCACCCUGAUGCCUUCGUGUCCAAGGAGACCAGCAGCACGGGGAGCACCAGGCAUAGUAGCCUGAGGAACAGUUUCAAUAAGGUCAGGAGUUUCAGUAUCAGCCCCCCGCCUGCACCCAAGGCCCCCAAGAAGAGCCGCCUCAGCUCCACCACCAGCUGCCUGUCUGUGUCGAGCGGUUAGACCACAAAGGGCUGCCUGGGGCAGACGUAGAUGCGAAAGAGAGCUCUCUUUGUGUGUGUGUGUGUGUGUGUGUGUGUGUGUGUGUGUGUGUGUGUGUGUGUGUGUGUGUGUGUGUGUGUGUGUGUGUGUGGGUGUGUGUGGGUGUGUGUGUGCGGGUCUGUGGGUGUGUGUGUGCGGGUCUGUGGGUGUGUGUGUGGGUCUGUGGGUGUUGGAAUUUAGAGAAAGCCCGCUAGCACAAGGCAUUUUUCAAAACAGGGUAGUAGAAAAUGUCAUUGGCACAACUAUGAAGAUACAGCCUAGAUACAAGCAUGAUACAGCCAUGAAGAAACUAUGAAGAAACAGCCUUGAUACAACUUUGAAGAUACAACCAUGAUGCAGCCAUGAUACAGCCAUGAUAUAACUUUAAAGAUACAGCCUUGAUACAACCAUGAUACAGCCUUGAUACAGCCUAGAUACAGCAUUGAUACAACUAUGAAGAUACAGCCUUGAUACAACCAAGAUACAGCCUUGAUACAACCAUGAUACAGCCUAGAUACAGCCUUGAUACAACUAUGAAGAUACAGCCUUGAUACAACCAAGAUACAGCCUUGAUACAACUAUGAAGAUACAGCCUUGAUACAACCAAGAUACAGCCUUGAUACAACCAGCCUUGAUACAGCCUAGAUACAGCCUUGAUACAACUAUGAAGAUACAGCCUUGAUACAACCAUGAUACAGCCUUGAUACAACUAUGAAGAUACAGCCUUGAUACAACCAAGAUACAGCCUUGAUACAACCAUGAUACAGCCUUGAUACAGCCUAGAUACAGCCUUGAUACAACUAUGAAGAUACAGCUUUGAUACAAGGCUAACGGUUUUCUCUGUAAUUAGUUUUGUUCAUUUUUUUGCCUUGUCAUCAGAUCAGGACGUGGCACAUACUGAUAAAGUUUAUUUUAUGUUGUGCAUUACAAAAAAAACUUUAAAGAGUUGUUUAAGAUUUCUUAUAAAAGAAGCAUUAUAGAAGCUUUAUUUUGUUUCACUGUUUGAGCCUCAAAACAGACCUGUUUCUGUCAUUGAGGUCUAUAUGCUGUGUGCACUUUUUCAGUGCUUUACUAGAACUGAGAUUUAAAAAUAAAUUUUUGUUUUUAGAUCUUUUUGAGAAUACAAUAAAAUGUAUACAUAGAUACAAAGACAUACACUACAUGACCAAAAGUAUGUGGACACCUACUAGCAAUGCCGACGCUUGGCAAUGCGCGUGGUGAUUUUAGGCUUUUGUGCAGCUGCUCGGCCAUGGAAACCCAUUUCAUGAAGCUCCCGAUAAACAGUUCUUGUGCUGACAUUGCUUUCAGAGGCAGUUUGGAACUCGUAGUGAGGUAUUGCAACCAAGGACAGACGAUUUUUAAACGCUACGCGCUUCAACACUCGGCGGUCCUAUUCUGUGGCCUACCACUUAGCUGCUGAGCCAUUGUUGCUCUUAGAUAUUUCCACUUCACAAUAACAGCACUUAUAGUUGACCGGGGCAGCUCUAGCAGGGUAGAAAUUUGGUGAACUGACUUGUUGGAAAGGUGGCAUCCUAUGACGGUGCCACGUUGAAAGUCACUGAGCUCUUCAGUAAGGCCAUGCUACUGUCAAUGUUUGUCUAGGGAGAUUGCAUGGCUGUGUGCUUGAUUUUAUACACCUGUCAGGAACGGGUGUGGCUGAAAUAGCCAAAUCCACUAAUUUGAAGGCGUGUCCACAUACUUUUGUAUAUAUAGUGUAUGUAUUGUACAGAACUGUAGAGUUUUAUUCAUUUUUUUGAUGGUCACAGUACAUCUUAUGUAUAAAUAAAUGUUUUUAAAUCAUAUAA